Brassica napus (rape) is the source of this 2702-nucleotide messenger RNA. Its product is annotated as protein ROLLING AND ERECT LEAF 2. Bases 116 to 2263 code for a protein of 715 amino acids. Lineage: Eukaryota; Viridiplantae; Streptophyta; Magnoliopsida; Brassicales; Brassicaceae. The record is from RefSeq and is a predicted model, not a curated record. The transcript has 4 exons.
UCUCUCUCUCUCUCUCUUUCAUUUUCUAAUAAAUAAAAAAACCUUAAAACUCUUCAUUAUUGUAACUAGAGAACUCUUGUAACUAUCUGAUUCUCGAAUCACUGGAGAAUAUACGAUGGGUUGUACGACCUCCAAGCUCGACGACCUACCUGCGGUUGCGCUUUGUCUCGACCGUUGCGGUUUCCUCCGAACCGCGAUUCAGCAGCGUUACGCUCUCGCCGACUCCCACCUCGCCCACACACAGUCCCUCCAAGGAGUCGCCCAGUCUCUUCACACCUUCAUCGAUCACCACCACCGCUUCGCCGGAGGAGACUCUCACGACCCGCCGGAAGAAGAUGACGACGAUUCACCCCAGCUUUCCGGGUCGGGUCAUAUCGAAUUCGAUUCGGACUCCGACGAGAUUGACUCCUUGCAUCACUCAUCUCCUCUCCAUGAGGAUCCGGAUUUUACCCGUUACCCGAAUCCGGAUCCUCCGUCUUCGUAUCUGCACAUGAACUACAUGAAGAAGAGUUCGAUGCCUCCUUCCGUCGUCUACGAGCAGAGACCUUCGAGUCCUCAGAGAGUUUACUUCGGCGAAUCGUCAGCCUCUAACUAUAAUAAUCCAUACCCGAGUUACGGACCUUCGAGGACGGAGGGUUGGGACUUGUUGAACCUUUUCGAUUACGCUCCGUACACUCUUACUCAGGAUGAUGAUUCGAGAGAGGUGAGGGAGGAAGAGGGUAUUCCCGAUUUGGAAGACGAUUUCCAUGGCGAGGUUGUCAAGGAAGUUCAUGGGAAGCAGAAACUCGUAGUUCCGGUUCCGGCUGUCUCCGCCUCCGCCGUGGACGACAAGGAAGAGCCGCCGGGGGAUGGUGGUGGUGGUGGUCAGGCUUCUCUGUUUCAGACUAGGCCGAGCGUGGCGGUUGAGAAAGAAGAGAAGGAGUACGAGGUUCAUGUUAAGAAAGUUGUUGAGAGUAGUGGUGGAGAGGAAGCGCGGAGGAGUGAUGCAGCGCCACGUGGCAGUGGUGUACGGCGUGGGGUGCCUGAGAUUGCGAAAGAGAUAGAAGCUCAGUUCUUGAGAGCUGCUGAGUCAGGAACUGAGAUUGCAGUGAUGCUUGAAGUCGGGAAACAACAUCCUAAUGCUCGCAAACAUGGAGCAGCUUCGUCAAAGAUGAUACAAGAAGUUACUCCACCGCCUUCUGUGGUCCCGUCGUCUCAACCAUCAACCUCCAAGAAAGCUAAAGCCUCUUCUUCGGCAGCGGCUGCACCUACUUACGCAGAUAUUGAGGCGGAGCUUGCAUUAAGGUCUCGUAAUCUGUCUUCCACAUUGCACAAGCUACACCUAUGGGAGAAGAAGCUCUACGAAGAAGUCAAGGCUGAGGAAAAACUGCGUUUAUUACACGAGAGAAAGUUAAGGAAGCUGAAGCGUAUGGAUGAAAGAGGUACCGAUGCUCCAAAAGUUGAUUUAACGCGUAGAUUCGUGAGAAGUUUGUCCACGAAGAUAAGGAUUGCCAUUCAAGUCGUUGACAAAAUAUCCGUUACAAUCAACAAGAUAAGAGACGAAGAGCUAUGGCUGCAACUGAAUCAGUUGAUCCAAGGGCUUAGCAGAAUGUGGAAAUCCAUGCUUGAUUGCCAUCAAAGUCAGUGUGAAGCUAUUAAGGAAGCCAGAGGUUUAGGCUCCAUUAGAGCGAGCAAAAAACUCCCUGAUGAUCAUCUCGAAGCUACAAGGGUGCUUGGGCAUGAACUUAUAAAUUGGAUUCUGAGAUUCUCAAGCUGGGUUAAUGCGCAAAAGUGUUUUGUAAGAGGAUUGAAUAGUUGGCUUAUGAAGUGUUUAAUCUACGAACCUGAGGAAACUCCUGAUGGGAUCGUUCCUUUUUCUCCGGGUCGUCUAGGUGCUCCAGUGAUUUUCGUCAUAUGUAACCAGUGGGAACAAGCUUUAGAUAGAAUAUCUGAGAAGGAAGUUGUUGAGGCCAUGCGCAGAUUCACAACCAGCGUGCUUCGUCUUUGGGAGCAAGAUAGGUUAGAAACGCUGGAGAGGAUGAUAGGGCAUGGUGGUGAGGAACAGAGAAUACAAAAAGAGAUUCAAGAACUGGAAAGCAAAAUGGUUCUGGUUGGUUCAGGCGAAGACCGAAGCGACACUAGUAACGAAAGUUUACAGGGUAGUCUUCGGCGUAUUUUUGAAGCUAUGGAGAGGUUUUCAGCGGAAUCUGUGAGGGCUUAUGAUGAUCUCUUGGAGCGUGCUGCUGAAAAAGAAAGCAGCUCUCAAGAAUCAGAGGAAGACUAACCAAAAAGAUGAUUGUAUGCCAUGGUUGCAUGAUCCACCUUGACUUGGCUCCGUGGAGGUCUGUAGACCGGAGCGCCAGACCUGAACUAUCUAUGGUUGUAAUUUAAUUCACCGGGAAGUUAACAUAUCGUCUUUCCCAGACUCCGGCCAGAACCGGUUACUAAGACAUGGGAUAAGAGAUGGGUCGAUGCUCGAGUGCUUGUGCUAGUUAAGAACUGGAUGGUUGGCUAUAUGCCAUGCUUGAUAACUUGCCACAGAUGAUUCUAGUUACAGAUGUGAAGGAGGGAUGUAUAGACUUCUUCUUCUGUGUUCAUAUUUCCUAACGGUUUCUUGAUAUGAUUAGUUGCACAUAUAGUAACAUAAAAUACUUUGAAAAUGUAUUGAGGGUUCUUUAAAAUCUGUACAAAAGAUCGCAAAAUACUAAUAUUGAUUCACGAAA